Molecule: messenger RNA, 1942 nt
Organism: Rhipicephalus sanguineus (brown dog tick)
Lineage: Eukaryota; Metazoa; Arthropoda; Arachnida; Ixodida; Ixodidae
Gene: Fkbp59
Product: peptidyl-prolyl cis-trans isomerase FKBP4
Exons: 8
Coding region: 184-1656 (490 amino acids)
Molecular function (GO): peptidyl-prolyl cis-trans isomerase activity; protein binding
Source: RefSeq, a predicted model, not a curated record
ACGCAAGACCUGUGGCUAGAGCGGCUAGAGGCUAGAGAGGCCGAGCUUCAAACGGACCGAUCGCGAAGCCCUAAGCUGCCGAAAGUUCUAGAAUAGCCGCGACGAGCGCACCGCAUUUGUGUAUUCUUCGUUGUCGUCGAAGCCAAGGGGAUCGUCUAGCUGUCGUCGGCGAGGAUCAGCACGAUGACGGAGGGUGACGACCAUGCGGCUCAGGCCGCUCAGGGCGACCAGCCACAGCACGCGGCCGCGGCUGCCGCCGCCGGUUCCAAUGCCGUGGACAUUACGCCCGAGAAGAACGGCGGCGUGUUCAAGGAGAUCCUGACGCCCGGCACGGGCGACGAGACGCCCGGCGAUGGGUGCUCGGUCUCCGUUCACUACACGGGUAAACUGGUGGACGGCACCGAAUUCGAUUCGAGCCGCUUGCGGGGCAAGUUCGACUUCAACAUCGGCACCGGGUCUGUGAUCAAGGCAUGGGAAAUUGGGAUCAAGACGAUGAAAAAGGGGGAGGUGGCCAUCCUCACCUGUGCGCCCGACUAUGCCUAUGGCGACAAGGGCAGCCCGCCAAAGAUCCCACCCAACGCAACGCUCAUCUUUGAGGUCGAGCUGCUUGACUGGAAACUGGAGGACAUUAGUGCGGACAGUGACGGCAGCGUUCAGCGCAGGAUCCUCUCCGCUGGCGAGCUCUACACGACUCCGAAGGAGGAUUCCACCGUAAAAGUGCACCUCAAGGGCCUGUACGAAAACCGUGUCUUCGAAGAGCGGGACGUCGAGUUUGUGAUCGGCGAAGGAGCGGACCACGGUGUCGUAAAGGGUGUGGAAGAGGGCCUGCAGAAGUUCAAGAAGGCGGAGAAGUCCCUCCUGCGAAUUGCACCCAGCAAGGCCUUUGGCGCAGCUGGCAACGCACAGUUCAACAUCCCGCCCAAUGCAACGGUCGAGUACGAGGUCACCCUGAAGAGCUUCGAGAAUGCGAAGGAGUCCUGGGAAAUGGAUCCUCCAGAAAAGGUAGAACAGGCAGAAAUCAACAAAAGCAAGGGCACGGCAUUUCUCAAGGCUGAGAAGUACGAUUUGGCGCUGGGCAAGUACCGCCGAGCAGUGAGCCUCCUGGAGCACGAGGACAACCUUGAAGGCGAGCUCAAAGACCGGCGAAACGCCUUGCUCCUUGCCACCCACCUCAACAUAGCCCUGUGUCAUAACAAGCUGAACGACUCUCUGGAGGCCAUCCGUGCCUGCAACAGUGCGCUCGCAUUGGAGCCCCGCUCGGAGAAGGCCCUAUUCCGCAGGGGACAGGCCUACGUUGCAACCAACGAGUUUGACCUUGCCCGCAAGGACUUUGAGGAGGUGCUGAAGAUUGAUUCGAACAACAAGGCUGCCCGCAACCAGCUCAGCAUUUGCACCGUCAAGCUGAAGCAGCAGCUACAGAAAGAACGCCAGAUGUACAAGCACAUCUUCGAACGCAUGGCUGCCCAGAACGACACUAACGCUCCGGCUAGCACUGCCAAGGAACCGGGCAAGGAGGAGCCGCUGGAGCCGGGCGUCUGGAACCGCUCCGAGGAGAACAAUCAGGAGGCCGCUACACCGGAGGAGUCUAAAACGGCCAUCGAAGCCGACAAGGAAGUACCGCCGCCACCACCAGAAUCGGUCCCCGCGUCAACAUAGUCUCUGUCCCUCUGCGCCCAGCCAGAAGCGCCACAUUGCGUGGCUUUCGAGCUUGUCUGAAAAACAGAUGAAGAACCAUCGUUUUGUUUUGUCCCCCCUCUUUUUUUUUUUCUGUCCUGCAUUUUCGUGGCACCUUGGUUUCGUCACCUCCGUGAUCGCUGUCGUCGGCCUGUCGAGGCAAACUUGCAAGUCUUAUCAUUCCUCGUGUGCCCUGCUCUUUCAAGGGGUGUGAAAUGCCUCUGAGCAUCAUUUCAGCCGGUGUUUUCAAUAAAAACUUGUUCGUAUA